AUGAAUAAGCUGGCAAACAUGCGCCACUGGUCCGAAAGGAUGAGCCCAAACUUCGGAAUGGGCCGACCCAGCGUCCCCAUGAACAGCCUGAGCAAGAACGUCUCCCAACCCGGCCUUCCUCUGACUUCUCCCGCCCCCGAUGCCACGAUACACUACUCGUUCAACAUCCCGUUCGCCUCCGAUCUCGUCGGCCCCAAUACGGAAGACAUCCUCCACGCCACUACCGACGCUGUCCUGAGAUGGACGCACCCCGAGGAUGCACCGGAUGACGUCCAGGUCCACGAGCUCCCUGUCCACGCCCAGAAUCUGGCAAACCUGCGCGCGCUCUGUGCGGAUUUGUCCAGCGGACCGCUGCCUAUCGAGGCCCAAGUUCUCGUCUCGUCCCCGAAGAACGGCAAGAGCCAGCAGAUCACCACCGUCUGCCUCACGGGAACCCCGGACCUGGUCAACAAGAGCCGGGAGACCAUUUUGAACGAGAUUCCCAUAUCCAUGCGUUGUACCACGAUUGACGUUGAAGGAAGCUUGGUCUGUGACCUGAGCGCUGGUGUGCUCAAAAAGCCCGUCCUCGAGACCCUGGACUCCAUCUCUAGCUACUGUGGCGUCGACAUCUUUCUCCUGGGCCCGAAACUGACCCCUGUGGUUGAUGGCAUGCUGGGCGAUUCCGAGAUGCGGAUGGAUCAACGCUGGAGAGUUGCCAUCUACGGUGAUAUCCUGUCGUCUGAACAUGCAAAGGCCCGGGUCCUCAUCCAGAUUGACUCUUGGCUUGGCCGCGUAGUAGAUGUCACCAAGAUCGAAUUGCCGUUCCAACAAGUUGUCUGUGGCCGCCAUCGCAAAAACAUCAAGCUCAUUGAAUCGUCAACCGGGACAGCCAUCUAUUUCCCUCCCAUGUUCUCGCAGAUGUACCGAUACUGCCCGCCCAAGGCAAAUCGCCGCGACCCCUCAGACAUCUACAUCACCGGCGAGACUCCCCAGGCCAUCGAAAUGGCCAAGCAAAAGCUCCAUGACACGGUCUCUCGCAUUCGCCUCUUCUGCAAGGAUGUCAACAUCCCGCCCGCAAAGUUGGACAACAUUCUGCUGGGACGCCUCGACAAGGUCCGCAAGAUCCUCGAGGCCAACGCCACGUACAUCAUGCUUCCUCCAUUGGCGUGCCAGCGUUCGGUGGUCCGAGUCCAUGGAAACGAAGGUCUGCCUGUUGAACGAACUGUCCGGGAACUCAUGUCUCUGGCUGGCCAGUUUUAUGGCGCCGGAUGGUAUGUUCAACAGCCAGAUCCCAGAAACCUCCCCGCUCCUCAUGAGAUCUACCCCAUGCUCGCCGACAUCUGCGCCAACUCUGACGCCGAAGUGUCCUUUGACAAGGCGAGCUUUUCCGUGACUGGCUCCGAUGAUUCUGUAAAGUCUGCCUUGGCUACCAUCUCUCAGCUGAAGUUUGCAACCAUGUCUCAGUAUCAGAUCCGUGUCAAGAUAGAGCUGGCCAACGAGCACAAGGAGUUUGUGAGUGGUAAGAAGAACGGCAAGAUCAACAAGAUCAUGGGACAGAGCAACGUACAGAUCAUUUUCGACGGUUUCAACGAAUACAACUUCAACAUCGAUGUCAUGGCUGCCAGUUACGAUUCCAUGAAACAAGGUCUGACCUUGGUUGAACAGGAGAUGCCCGCUUCAAUCUCUUUCCAUGUCCCCGACCAGUACCAUAAGCGUAUCAUUGGCAUUGGCGGUCAGCACAUUCAGCGUAUCAUGAAGAAGCACUCCGUCUUUGUCAAGUUCUCCAAUGCUAUGGACAGAGGGGGAAUGGGUCGCGAAGACGAUGAUAUCAAAGUCGACAAUGUCAUUUGCCGUACUCCGGCACGCAACGCCCAGAAUCUCGAUGCCGUCAAGAACGAGAUUCUCGAAAUGGUUGACCGAGCUGAUUCCGAGUAUACUUCUCAGAUCGUUAGCGUCGAUCGGCUGUACCACCGCGAGUUGAUCGCUCGCCUUUCGGAGAUUGACGAGCUUGAGCAGAAGUACAACUGCAAAAUCAACUUCCCCAGCACUGAGCAGGCGAGUGACGAGGUCACUGUCACUGGUCCUCAGUGGCAGGUGCCUCAUUGCGUGGACGAGUUUCUCGGCAUGGUUCCAGACAAACAUGAGCUGGUGCUUUCUCGCAACGCAAAGUUGGUCAAGUUCCUCGAGUCUCCCGAAUUUGCGCAUGAUCUUGUCCCCAAGCUGAAGUGUCAGUACGAGGUGGAAGUCACCGUUCAUCAGAACCCUGAUGAGACUACGGAGGAUGGCUCUCCCACUACGACUCUCGUCUGGGGUUUCACGCGCAACAAUGCUGGAGGUCUCCGGGACGCGAUUGAUUUCUUGCUUGCGCAGUUUGCCACGGCCAAUGUCGAGACGGAUAUCGUCAAAGGUUCCAUCCCGCGUCCCAAGUCUGAUUCGUUUGAAGACACGCUUCAGUACUUUGACUCGAAACUGCUCCAGCACGCGCCCGCUUCGGCGGCCAACGACUCUCCCAUCAAGAAUGCCUUCAACGCCGACAUUGCUCGAGAGCGUAGCAGCAUCCUUGAUCGACUCAGGAGGCCCGGCAGCAUGACGUCCAUUUCCUCGUUCCUGGAUCGCAGAAAGAACAGCUCGCACUCGGCCACCAGCAGCUUCUUCAAGGGCUCGGCGAACGUUUCCAAGUCGUCGCUCAUCUCGAUCGAGUCCACCCGCAGCUUCAACGCCGACCGCAACCCCUGGAACGACAGUGGGGUGAAUCUCGCCGACGACGAGAACCCCUGGGCUCGCCCCGUCAGCAACCACCACUUCGACAGCAAGCUGUCCAUCCCCCACCCCAAAGACAUGAUGGGUUCCCGCCACGCUACCCGCGCGUCUGGUGAUAGCGGGAGACCUUCUACUUCACACUCUAUGAAUUCAGGAUACCCCGGCCCCAUUGGGCCUUUCCGUUAG
This is a messenger RNA of Trichoderma citrinoviride, 2925 nucleotides long. RefSeq lists its product as hypothetical. NCBI's taxonomy places the organism in Eukaryota, Fungi, Ascomycota, Sordariomycetes, Hypocreales, Hypocreaceae. Gene Ontology annotation, biological process: nuclear division. The transcript has 6 exons. The record is from RefSeq and is a predicted model, not a curated record. Gene Ontology annotation, cellular component: nucleus; cytoplasm. Gene Ontology annotation, molecular function: mRNA binding. The coding region runs from base 1 to 2925 and encodes 974 amino acids.